Molecule: messenger RNA, 864 nt
Organism: Cherax quadricarinatus
Lineage: Eukaryota; Metazoa; Arthropoda; Malacostraca; Decapoda; Parastacidae
Source: RefSeq, a predicted model, not a curated record
AUGCAGGUGAAGUCACCAGGUGUGACUGUGAGUGUAGAGGUGACUGGUAGUAGUGGAGUGGCAGCAGCCUGGGGCAUCCUUCACUACCUCAAGUAUUACUGUCAUGCCCAUGUUUCCUGGGAGGCGCAACAACUCGACUUACCCGACACUCUUCCUCCAGCCAGCUUCAAUAUUACCUCUAAUGACAAGUUCCGUUACUACCAGAAUGUAUGCACAGUGUCAUACUCGAUGGCGUGGUGGGGUUGGCAACGAUGGCAGAAGGAAAUUGACUGGAUGGCCCUGAAUGGCAUCAACUUGCCUUUAGCUUUCACGGGUCAGGAGGCAAUAUGGCAGCGUUUGUAUACCAAAAUGGGUCUCACGCAAGAAGAGUUGGAUGAGCACUUCGCUGGGCCUGCGUUCCUGGCUUGGGGCCGCAUGGGCAACAUUCGAGGCUGGGGUGGCCCACUGUGGCCAUCAUGGCACAACCAGACUCUUAUUCUCCAGAAACAAAUUCUCGCCCGGAUGCGACAGUUUGGGAUGAUUCCUGUUCUUCCAGCUUUUGCUGGACAUGUUCCAGCCGGCAUUGCCAGGAUUUAUCCAGAGGCAAACAUCACUCGUCUAGGUCCCUGGAGCCACUUUACUGACCCCUACACCAGGACUUAUUUACUGGACUUCAACGAUCCACUCUUCCAGGAGAUCGGCUCAGCAUUCAUUGAAGAGGUUACCUCUGAGUUUGGAAGUGAUCAUAUCUACAACUGUGACACUUUUAACGAAAUGACCCCAGCAUCCAGUGACCCAGAAUACUUGAGGAGCGUCGGUGUUGCUGUAUAUAGUGCCAUAUCCAAAGCUGACCCCGACGCUAUAUGGUAAGUGGCUUACAUUGUU